Messenger RNA from Oryzias melastigma (Indian medaka), 1188 nucleotides. It is a transcript of the gene impact, whose product is annotated as impact RWD domain protein. Gene Ontology annotation, cellular component: cytoplasm. The record is from RefSeq and is a predicted model, not a curated record. Gene Ontology annotation, biological process: regulation of translational initiation. Lineage: Eukaryota; Metazoa; Chordata; Actinopteri; Beloniformes; Adrianichthyidae. Gene Ontology annotation, molecular function: protein binding. The transcript is spliced from 11 exons. The coding region runs from base 137 to 1099 and encodes 320 amino acids.
CUUCCGGUGCGCGGGUUCUGUUGACAGUCAGUCACCACCAUAGACAGACUUACCGCUGGAGUUAAGUUGAUGAAUGUGUUUUACCCGUUAUUACCGUCACAUAAGCUUCACUCGUGGAGAGCAGAGACGAUGAGAAAUGGCGGCUCUCGUUAAAGAGGAGAAGGAAGCUGACCUGCAGGCUCAAAUUGAAGAGGUUGAGGCUUUGUCUUCCAUCUACGGCGAUGAAUGGUGUGUGAUAGAUGAAGCAUCCAGAAUAUUUUGCAUCAAAAUAUCCAGUAAUUUGGAGGAGCCAAAACUGACGGCGUGUUUACAGAUAAUUCUACCUUCUGAUUAUCCAAGUGCAGCUCCACCCAUCUACCAGAUCAAUGCAGCAUGGUUGCGAGGUCCUGAGAGGGUCAAAUUGGCAAACAGCCUGGAAGACAUCUAUGUAGAGCAUGCCGGGGAGAGCAUCCUCUACCUUUGGGUGGAAAGAGUCAGAGAGUUUCUUGUGGAGAAGUCCCAGAGCUCAGGAACAGAAGAACAUCCAGAAAAAGAAAACUCCACAGCUGAGGAAGGAGUAGAGGAUGAUGAGGAGGAGGAGAAACUUCCAAAUGUUGUGGCUCUUAAACUGAGCAAUGCACAUCUCUUUAUGGAUCAGGGACACGAUGAGGAAUUGCCUCCAGUGAAACAUGGAAAGCCAGUGACAGACAGACGCAGCACUUUCCAGCCUCAUCUGGCCCCCGUGGUUUCACCCAGACAGGUAAAAAUGGUCUUGGAGAAGCUUUAUACGAAUAAGAAGAUUGCCAGUGCCACUCAUAAUAUCUAUGCAUACAGGAUUUACUGCGAGGACAAGAACAGCUUCCUGCAGGACUGUGAGGACGAUGGCGAGACGGCUGCGGGGGGGAGAUUGCUCCAUCUACUGCAGAUUCUGGAUGUACACAACGUCAUGGUUGUUGUGUCCCGCUGGUAUGGGGGUGUUUUGCUGGGCCCUGACCGCUUCAAGCACAUCAACAACUGCGCUAGGAACAUCCUGGUGGAGGAGGGCUACGUCGGCUCUGUGGAUGAGGCCGCCAAAUCAGGAGCGAAGACCAAAAGACCAAAAAGCAAAAAGACUAAAUGAAAUGAAACAAAUUCAUCAGAGUCAGAGGGACUUUAGUUCUAGUUUGGAUUUACCUUAGACUGAAACAUUAAAACAGAAUCUGGCAUCAA